Messenger RNA from Plectropomus leopardus (leopard coralgrouper), 1415 nucleotides. It is a transcript of the gene tmem150c, whose product is annotated as transmembrane protein 150C. The record is from RefSeq and is a predicted model, not a curated record. Gene Ontology annotation, cellular component: plasma membrane. Lineage: Eukaryota; Metazoa; Chordata; Actinopteri; Perciformes; Serranidae.
AACAAUUCCACGCUUUUAUUUUGAAACGACGCACUCCCAAACCGGAAAACGUGUGCUGCCAAAUUUGAUGUGACUGAUUACUGCAGCACGAGACCACGACGACACUAACACACACUCACCGGUGUGUGAGGGAGCUGUUACCGACAUUAAUCACCGGCCACAGAUACAGAUAAUGUGCACGUUAAUGUAAACUACAGUAUUUACCGACUACGCCCUCGGUACCGGAGCCCCGGAGCCCGGAGCGGCGGCGGGACCGGAGCCACAUCAGCCCCGGGGCGGACAGGACAGGACAGGGAAAUCAACAUGUGGAGCUGCAGUCUGUGGGCUCUUCUUCCUCCAGUCUACUCUCUGAUCAUCGCUGCUGGACUCUGGCUGGUAUAUUUUAUCGCUGUCGCUGAAGAGAAGAUAAUACCUCUGGGCUCAAAAUACAAGAGAAGAAAUGGAUCCUAUUAUCCCUUCAUCAGUCUUGCAGGCAACUUUCCACCAGCCAGCUGCAUCUUCAGCGAGGUCAUGAACAUUGCUGCGUUUGUGGGGCUGAUUAUUGCCGUCCUCAGGUACCUUCAGGUGAAACACAGAAUGGACAAACAGUGGAUCAACGUCGGCAGCCUGAUCGCGUUUUCUGUCGGCUGCUUUGGGAUGACGCUCAUAGGAAACUUUCAGGUACUAACUGAGGAGAUGAUCCACAAUUUGGGCACCUUUGUGACGUUUGGACUGGGAGCGUCGUUCUGCUGGGUGCAGUCCUACGUCACCCUGACGGUUAAUCUGCAGAGCGAGGGCAGGAAGGUCGGCUUCAUCCGCUUCCUGUUGUCUGGAUCCAUCACUGUCUGCAUGAUAGUCUACUUCUCCAUGUUGGGUCAGCGUCGCCACAUGCAGGCGGCUCAGAGCCAGUGGGCUCUCGUCAUGCUCUUCCUCAUCUUCCUCGCCACUUUUGGCAUCGAGUUUCGUCACAGCCGCUUUAACAUCGUGUGCACGGACGCCUCCGGGCGUCCGGUGAGCCAGCUGGAGACCGCCUCUGAACCGUCCCGGUACCAGCCGGACCAGCUUUAGGGACGUCCCUCUGUCCUCAGUUUAAACAUCCUCAGGUCCAACCGCAGGUAUCAGCAGAGUUUAAAUGCUUUUGUUCCUUCACCAUCGUUUGCUCCACUGUUACCGUUAGUUACACGUUAUCACUCUACACGUAUGCAUGUUUUCAUUUUAUGUUUUUUUAUCUGCAACAAUUUGAAAAGAACAAAUCCGCUCAGUUUAUUAAUCAGUUUUCAGUUAGUGAAUUUAUUCUUAACAGUUUGAACACUCGUUUUUAAAACACAUCAAAGUUAUGAGUUAUUUUUGUAACUUUUUAAAUGUUUUUUUAGGGGCCUUGUAUGAAUUUAUAGAUGUUAUCAUGUAAAUGUACAGUAUAAGUAUGCACAGUACAC